Molecule: messenger RNA, 1155 nt
Organism: Vanrija pseudolonga
Lineage: Eukaryota; Fungi; Basidiomycota; Tremellomycetes; Trichosporonales; Trichosporonaceae
Product: Major allergen Asp f 2
Exons: 6
Coding region: 123-1073 (316 amino acids)
Cellular component (GO): fungal-type cell wall; cell surface; extracellular region
Molecular function (GO): zinc ion binding; metallopeptidase activity; integrin binding
Source: RefSeq, a predicted model, not a curated record
CUUGGCAUGGUGUAGAGCAGACCCCAGUGUGAAGAGUGGCACUGCAUCGAUAAAUCCUUGGGAACGGUACAUAAAGCGGCCACCGGACAUGACAACGACCACACCAAGCACUCUUCCACACAAUGCUCGCCCUCGUCGCGCUCGUCCCCCUCCUCGCCACGACUCUCGCCUCCCCGAUAAACCUCGUCGCUCGCAACAACGAGGCAUACAUCGCGGAUGUCGAGAUCCACGCCAGUUGCAAUGCCACCCAGCGCCGCAUGCUCACCCAGGCCCUUUCCGACACCUGGGAAGUUGUCACGGUCGCGCAAGACUACAUCAAGCACAAUGGCCCCAAGGACGAUGUCUUCAAGCUCUACUUUGGCGACAAGCCAGAGGCCUACCCCACCGCUCUCGGUGUGUACGAGGCACUGCUGCACAGCGACAAGGCCGGCGUAGUCCUCCGCUGCGACAACCCCGAUGGACGCUGCGCGACCCCCGGCUACGCGGGUCACUGGCGUGGCGAUGCCAGCCCAUCCGAGACGGUCAUCUGUGACCUGUCGUACGAAGCACGCAUCUACAACCCCGGCUUUUGCAUGUUUGGCUUCCGUCUGGACAAGGACAAGCCCAGCAAAUUCUGGUCUAUCGAUCUGAUUCACAGGUUCUACCACGUGCCACAGAUCACCAACAGCGCGGUGAACCACUACGCCGCAAACCUCGCCGAGGUGGUGCAACUGUCUCAGAACAACUCGACGUUCUCGCCGUUCGACUCGGACGCACUGCAGUUCUUUGCUGCACAUGUUUACGCUCUCAACAUUGGCGCUGGUGACGUGUGCAUCGGCGAUGUCAAGAACGCUGUGGCCCCCACCACAGCCAAUGCACCGGUAGCCACGCCCAAGCCCGACAACAAGCCCGCGCCUCCCCCGACCCCGGCUACCACCGCCGACAAUAGCUGCCACACGCAUGCCGACGGCGCCGUCCACUGCGAGGGCCACGAGCCUGCCGCGGCCCACGAGCCUGCCCCCGCCCACGGUGCCGACCCCAACGCCGGCAAGGAGUGCCACUCGCACGCCGAUGGAUCGCUCCAUUGUGUGUAAGCUGGAAAACAACCAGGGCGGGGAGCAGCCCUGGGCAAUAUUCCACACCGUAGUAGAAGAAUGCAGUUCCUGUUGACCGUCA